GGUUUUUCUAAGUCAUGAAGUUGCCAGAUUGAGCUGGAAUUUGAUAUCCUGCCGGCUCAGCCUCCCAGAGUACUGGGAUCUCAGAUUUGGACGCAGCAGUGGCAGCAGGAAGUUCUAAUCGUGGCUUCCAGUGGCAUGGGUUCUAGCUUCUGCACUGAGAUUUUAUCUGUUCCUGUUGUAGCACCGGGAUUGGAUUUCCAGUUGGCUUCUCUUAGCUUAGUUCGUUCCUGGGUCUGCAGGGUGUAUCUUCCCUUGCUUAGGACUCCUCGUACCACACCAUUCCUGGAUUUUAAGCGGGGUAUCUCAGAGAACCUCCGUAGCUGCUGCUAUCUAUCUGCCAUGUUCUUCUGGACUACUGAGACUCUGGCACCACACUACCCCAAGCCACUGGGCCUGCAGAACCAAUGGCCCUCCUCUGCCUGCUCAGAACUCUGCAGUUCCAGACAAGUUGGGCCUCAGGGACACUGUGCGCCCACCUCCCCCUUGGAAGCUCCACAGCUCUCCAAUCGCAGCCGGGAUGUGGAGGCAGAUGUAGACACCUCAAACACACCUCUCCAGUUCACUGCACCUGGAAGCCUGGAGGGACCCAAACAGUCUGGGCUCUGGGCAGAGUGCACAGAUCACUCACCACAGGCUGCAGGGCCUCCAGAACCCGCGAUGCUCCACUGCCUGCCAAGACAUCCACAGUCCUCCAGACACACAGGGAGGCUGAUGCAGGCACCCCAGAUCCGCCCAGCCCCUCCUCUGCACACCGACGGCUAGGCGCGGCAGUCCGAAACAGGCUGGGCUCCAGGGAUAGUGUGGGCCUGCCCACUCAUUGGAAGCUCAGCAGUUCUCCAAGUGCAGCUGGGAUGGGGAGGCGGAUGUAGAGGCCUCAAACCCACUUCUCCACUUCACUGCACCUGGAAGCCUGGAGGGUCCGGAACAGUCUGAGAUUUGGGCAGAGUGCGCUGAGCAUCUGAGAUUUGGGCAGAGUGCGCUGAGCACUCACCACAGGCUGGGGUGCCUCAGGAACCUGCGAUCCCUCCCUGCUUGCUGAGAUAUCCAUGGUCCUCCAGACACAUGGGGAGGCUGAUGCAGGCACCCCAGAUCCGCCCAGCCCCUCCUCUGCACCGAUAAGGUACAUCUUAGUGACUGUCAAGACAGCUCUCAUUGGAGAGUGUUUCUAUCACUGUAUGCCUGUACAUAUGAUUCCAAUUCUUUGGAAUCACAAGUAAUUCAUCCUAAAGUGUCCCAGAGCAAGUAUGUGUUAAAGUGUAAUCUAAAUCCACUGUUAAGAUUUAGAUCUACAUUUUUGUUGUUCAAAAUUAUGUAUUUAUAACAUCUAUUUAGUGUCUGUACUUAAUUACUUUUGAGUAUAUACUCUUGCCUAUGUAUAAGUAAUCUGACCUUUUAAAAAACUUGUGGCUCCAUGCAAAUUUUUAUUUCAAUUUAAGAACUUUCUCACUAUCAAUAAUGUCAAAAUAAACAAUAUUUACUGAGCAUUCCUGAGGCAGCAGGAACUAAAAUAUGACCUGCAUCAAAGGUAGAAAGUGGUGGUAAACAGUGAGUGCACAGGGGCUGGAGGUUUAGCUCAGUGGCAUAAGCGCUUGCCUUCCAAGCAGGCAGUCGUGAGUUCGAUUCCCGGUACCGAUAAAAAGGAAAAAGACAAAAAACAAAACAAAACAAAACAAUGAGUGCACUGAGGGCCUGGAAUUUAGCCCAGUGGCCUAAUCGCCUGUCUGGUCACGAGUUUGAUCCCCAGUACACAGAGAAGAAAAAAAAAAAAAAAAAAGAAUGAAUGCAUUAGAAUCUAGAAAUCUUGGUUUAUAGUCUCACUUUAUGACUUAAUAAUGUCACCUUAAGCAAGAUAUCAGCUGUGUUUCAGUGGAUUAUGUUAUAAAAUCAUGAUAAAGAAUUAUAGGGUAUUUCAGAUUCAAAUAAUGAAAUAAUAUGUCAGAUUACUCCCCCUACUGAAAUAAUUAAAAACCAGGCAAAAUUUAUGAACUAUAAAUUUUAAGACAGCAAACAUCAAAUAUCCAAGAUCGAAAGUUAUUCCCUGAAUAUGUGAAACCAAGAAUGUGAGCUCUAUAAUGACCCCAGUUAAUUGUGAUGAGGAAAUUUCUGUGUAUUGGCACAAAGAAUGGGAAUUUCAGGGCGAGUUCUUCAGGUUUUCUGAGUUGUGAAGAGGGGACACACUGGGAAAACACACUGGCUACUGUGUUCUUGGUGGAGAAGGCUGUAAAGGGAAUGACCUCUAGUAGUAUGCAGUAGUAGUCCUUUGAGAGAGCACUAAUCAUCACAUGCUUGUAAAGACAUUUGUGAGAAUAGGGAAAGAAUUAUCUGAAAAAAUUAAAAAAAAAAUUCCUUGCACUUAUGCAAGAAUGGAUAUAGUACAAGGUCUAGCAAUUAGCUAGAGUAUAAAAGCUGCAAAUUUAUAGGACAUUGGAAAUGAGACAAUGUCCAGAAAGUAAUUAGUAGUAAGCUUUACUAUUUGGAUAUUGUUAUUCCUAAACUAAAUAUUCUAUGGAUUUACUUAAUUAAUUACAAAAACAAGAUCAUAAAGGAUCAAACCAUUCCUAGGUAAUUUCACUCUCUUCCAGAAUAAAACUGAGGGAUAUUUACAGUAAUACAAAAACAUUUAGCCCUUGAAGUGAGAAGUUAUAGCCCAUGCUAGACAUGCAGUCAACAAGUUGGAGGCAUUAAAGAGGUAGGAAGAAAAAUAAAUUAGUUGAAAGUGAUUCAGAACUGGCACACAUAUUUGGAUUGAGAUAAAUACAGUAUGAGAGUUCCCAUAAAUUAAAAAAAGCAUAAGUAGAAAAAAUGUCUUAAAAACCCAAAGUAGACAUUUAUAAAUGAAAAUUAUCCUGCCUGAGAUGAAAAAUACAAUGGACAGAUUGGACAUAGUGGUACAUGGUUGUAAUCCUUGCACUUGAAAGGCUGAGGCAGGGAAAUCUCAAAUUCAAGGCCAGGCAGUGUUAUGUAGUAAAAACCUGUAUCAAGAAUUUAAAACAAAGAAAAAUUUUAAAAGAUGCCAGAUGGGAUUAAUGGCAACUUGAACACUGCAGAAUUGUUAGAAAA
Molecule: messenger RNA, 3060 nt
Organism: Cavia porcellus (domestic guinea pig)
Lineage: Eukaryota; Metazoa; Chordata; Mammalia; Rodentia; Caviidae
Exons: 3
Coding region: 136-762 (208 amino acids)
Source: RefSeq, a predicted model, not a curated record